AAUUCCAGUAACUCGCGGAGGGGCCAGUAGUAUAUACAUGGAAAUAGUAUAAUAUAUGAGCGAAGUAUUCGGCCCCUCGCACAAUGUCUACGGCCGUUCUCAAUGGUUGCUACUACCUCUCAUCCCUCACGACCAGCUCCAACCCUCGCAGUACUUCUAUAUUAGCCUCCUCCUCCUCCUCCUCCUCUCGCUCUUAUCGUAAUCCCAUCUCUUCGAACUCCUCUCCUCUCCCAUCGGUCUCUUCGAGCCCUCGACUCAUCCGCAACGCUCCAGUUCUUGCUACCCCUUCCACCCUCACUACAGCCGUGGAAAUGGCGUCCGUUGAUCGACUGAAAUCCGGUUUUGAGCAGUUUAAGAAGGAAGUUUACGAAAAGAAGCCCGAGGUGUUUAACCAGCUUGCCGAGGGCCAGAGUCCAAAGUUUCUAAUAUUUGCGUGUUCGGAUUCACGAGUGUGUCCAUCUGUAUUGUUCAACUUUCAACCUGGGGAGGCUUUUACCAUCCGCAACAUCGCUAACAUGGUACCACCCUAUGACAAGACAAGAUAUUCUGGUAUUGGUGCUGCUGUUGAGUACCCCGUUGUUCACCUCAAGGUAGAGAAUAUUAUUGUUAUUGGACACAGUCGUUGUGGAGGAAUCAAAGCGCUCCUCUCUAUUAAAGACAAUGCUUCUCUCGGCACUGACUUUAUAGAGGACUGGGUCAAAAUCUGCACUCCGGCAAAAGAAGCAGUGAAUCAAGCUCACAGUGAUCUCUCCUUUGAAGAACAAUGCUCAAAGUUGGAGAAGGAAGCUGUGAAAGUUUCUCUUGAGAAUUUGAAGACUUACCCUUAUGUUAAGGAAGGCCUGGAGAAGAAGACUUUGGCUUUGUACGGAGGGUACUACGACUUUGUCAAUGGUUCUUUUGAGACAUGGGAGCCGGAAAUGGCGUCCGUUGAUCGAUUGAAAUCCGGUUUUGAGCAGUUUAAGAAGGAAGUUUACGAGAAGAAGCCCGAGGUGUUUAACCAGCUUGCCGGGGGCCAGAGUCCAAAGUUUCUAGUAUUUGCGUGUUCGGAUUCACGCGUGUGCCCAUCUGUAUUGUUCAACUUUCAACCUGGGGAAGCUUUUACCAUCCGCAACAUCGCUAACAUGGUACCACCCUAUGACAAGACAAGAUAUUCUGGUAUUGGUGCUGCUAUUGAGUACCCCGUUGUUCACCUCAAGGUAGAGAAUAUUAUUGUUAUUGGACACAGUCGUUGUGGAGGGAUCAAAGCGCUCCUCUCUAUUAAAGACAAUGCUUCUCUCGGCACUGACUUUAUAGAGGAUUGGGUCAAAAUCUGCACUACGGCAAAAGAAGCAGUGAAUCAAGCUCACAGUGAUCUCUCCUUUGAAGAACAGUGCUCAAAGUUGGAGAAGGAAGCUGUGAAAGUUUCUCUUGAGAAUUUGAAGACUUACCCAUAUGUUAAGGAAGGCCUGGAGAAAAAGACUUUGGCUUUGUACGGAGGGUACUACGAUUUUGUCAACGGUGCUUUUGAGACAUGGGAGAUGGCGACAAGGGUGCUCUCUCAGAAGGAGCAAGACAUCCAGAUGAUGUUGGCUGCCCAUGUGCACCUCGGAACCAAGAACUGCCACUUCCAGAUGGAAAGAUAUGUUUUUAAGCGUCGGACUGACGGGAUAUACAUUAUUAAUCUUGGAAAAACUUGGGAGAAGUUACAGCUUGCAGCUAGAGUAAUUGUUGCCAUCGAAAAUCCUCAAGACAUAAUUGUCCAGUCUGCUAGGCCGUAUGGUCAAAGGGCUGUCUUGAAGUUUGCCCAAUACACUGGAGCUCACCCUAUUGCUGGGAGGCAUACCCCUGGAACUUUCACUAACCAGCUUCAAACAUCCUUUAGUGAACCUCGUCUGCUUAUUCUUGCUGAUCCAAGGACUGAUCACCAGCCAAUAAAGGAAUCUGCUCUGGGAAAUAUUCCAACGAUUGCCUUUUGUGAUACUGAUUCACAAUUGCGAUUUGUUGAUAUUGGAAUUCCUGGUAACAACAAGGGGAAACACAGUAUAGGUUGUCUCUUCUGGUUGUUGGCAAGGAUGGUCCUCCAGAUGCGUGGUACUAUAGCUCCAGGACACAAGUGGGAUGUUAUGGUUGAUCUCUUCUUUCACAGAGAUCCUGAGGAAGCUAAGGAGCAACAAGAAGAAAGAGAGGCCUCUGUUGCCCCUGAUUAUGGUGCUGUAGUUGAAUAUGGUGGUAUCAUGCCUUCUGAACAAUGGCCUAGUGAUUUUGCAAAUGAUGCUCCUGAUGUGGAAGCAAUGCCUAGCUUGGUUGCACCAGCUGCUGGGGUUGAGUGGACUUCUUUUCAAGCUGAUUGGGAUGCUGCUGCGGCUCCAGUUGCAGAAAGUGAUUUGCCUCCUGCUGGUGUUCCUACCCUUGGUUGGGAUCCCGCUUCAGCUCCUAAUGCCACUGGCUCGGAUUAUCAACCCUCUUCUUCCCAUUCUUCACAUCAGUCUUCUCCAGAGAAUCAAAGGACUGAAAGAGCCGACCGAAACCGAGAAGUUAGAGAAAUGGAGUCGGCCCAGCGAUUGAAAUCCGGGUUCGAGCGGUUUAAGAAGGAAGUCUACGAGAAGGAGCCCGAGGUGUUUAGCCAGCUUGCCGAGGGCCAGAGCCCAAAAUUUCUAGUAUUUGCCUGUUCGGAUUCGCGCGUGUGCCCGUCGGUCCUGUUUAACUUUCAACCCGGAGAGGCUUUUACCAUCCGCAACAUCGCUAAUAUGGUCCCAUCUUAUGAUAAGAAAAGAUAUUCUGGCAUUGGUGCUGCCAUUGAGUACCCAGUUGUUCAUCUCAAGGUAGAGAACAUUAUUGUUAUGGGUCACAGUCGUUGUGGAGGCAUCAAAGCGCUCCUCUCUAUCAAAGAUGAUGGUACCACUGGCACUGACUUUAUAGAGGAUUGGGUCAAAAUCUGCACUCCGGCAAAAGAAAGAGUGAAGCAAGCUCAUGGUGAUCUCUCCUUUGAAGAACAGUGCUCAAAGUGCGAGAAGGAAGCUGUGAAAGUUUCUCUUGAGAAUCUGAAGACCUACUCUUAUGUUAAGGAAGGCCUCGAGAAGAAGACCCUAGCUUUGUAUGGUGGGUACUAUGAUUUUGUCAAUGGUGAUUUUGAGACAUGGGAGGCUUAAAACCAUUAUUAUGGUGUUGAUUUUCCAACUUCAAAGCUUCAUGUAUUAUAUAUCAUCAAGGAAAUUUUAG
Dendrobium catenatum is the source of this 3198-nucleotide messenger RNA. RefSeq lists its product as uncharacterized. Gene Ontology annotation, molecular function: zinc ion binding; carbonate dehydratase activity; structural constituent of ribosome. The transcript has 25 exons. NCBI's taxonomy places the organism in Eukaryota, Viridiplantae, Streptophyta, Magnoliopsida, Asparagales, Orchidaceae. Gene Ontology annotation, biological process: carbon utilization; translation. Bases 84 to 3128 code for a protein of 1014 amino acids. Gene Ontology annotation, cellular component: small ribosomal subunit; ribosome. The record is from RefSeq and is a predicted model, not a curated record.